Molecule: messenger RNA, 3975 nt
Organism: Durusdinium trenchii
Lineage: Eukaryota; Dinophyceae; Suessiales; Symbiodiniaceae
Source: the annotation of a GenBank genome assembly
AUGAUGACGGUGCUGGUCCAUUUUGUUUUUUCGCAGUUAUUGUCCCUCGUGCUUGGUAGUUCUGGCGGACCAGCGGACGAUGUGCCAUGCUCCAUGGCCUCCAUCUCCCGCCGCAAGAGCGGCAAGCGGCAGCUCUUGUGCCUUCAAUGGAACUCGGUGUUGGGUUUCUUCUUACGUCUCUGGAACUUCGUUGCCGUGGGGAUCUCACUGGGCUCGCUCCUGGUGAUCCUUCGAGUCUGGCAGCAGGUGCAGCGGCUCGAGGAAAAGCUGGAGCUGCUGAAUGGCGAUGUGAAGAUAGCACUAUCAGAGCUGGAAGAGGUCCGUCGCGAGAUGGCUGCCUUCAACGAGAAGAUCAAGAUCACUACAAAGGAUGUGGAGGAGGAGGAGGGCGAGGAUCAAAGCACCGCAGUCGAGCCAACGGCAAUGUCCAGGGCCCUAACAGUGCGAACACGGCCGGCAUUGCUUGGCAGAGGAGUUGUAGAUGCUUGCUUCGACGUAGCAACCACAGGGCUUGCUUUGGAGUGCCACUCCAUGAGCGCUUCCCACUGCCAACGGGGUGCCUCCGCGGAGGCGAUCCGCGCCAUGUGCCCCAAGUCGUGCAACGUCUCGGACUGCCGUGGAGCCGCGUCUUGCCGCGAUUUGGACUUCACCACCUUCCAAGAGGAAGAUGGGUCGAUGUCUUCUUGCAGUCAGUUGCGGCCGAAUUGCAAGGACUGGGCAUCUGGCGAACGAGUACGUCGCAUUUGCCCUUUGACCUGUGGUGUUUGCCCAGGUGCCCCGCUGUUGAUGCCAUCUCGCUCUGAAGAGGCCUACUUCACGUUGCUGGCCAAUCGCACUCGUGCCCUCGAGCAAGAGCUCUCGCGUGUUUCGGUCUGUCGAGACGAUUCCAGGACUGCAAAGCCGUGGCAGAUCCCAAAGAUCUUGCACCAGACCUGGAAGACGGAUCAAAUCCCUGUUAAAUACCGUAGCGAGAUUAGUUCUUGGCGGCGACUGCACCCUCACUGGAGAUUCGAGUUCUGGGAUGAUAUGCGAAGUGCGGAAUUGAUGCGGGACGUGUUCCCGCAGUACGCGCCUGCAUUUGAAGUGAUGUCCGGCAUAAAACGUGCGGAUGUGGCGCGAAUUGCUGCACUCUAUGCUUAUGGUGGUGUGUACGCCGACAUCGAUGUAGAAGCUACACGAUGCUUUGAUCCACUGCUGCAGGCUGCACAGAAUGCGCAUGUGGCAGUGCUCCUUGGGGAGGAGAACAUUGUACAUACAGUGCUUUUGGAGAAGAGGCUCUCGGGACAUUUGGUGAGCAAUGCAGUCAUGGCCAGUGCACCUGGACAUCCCUUUUGGCGAGGUGUUUUGAGCGAAAUCUUCCAGCGCAGCUGUGGACAUGACCCGGUCCAAUGCACUGGGCCGCGGCUGGUGGACCGUGUCAGCAAGCAGCACUUGAGUUGCAGCAGCGGCUGUGUGGCACGACUGCCCUUUGACUACUUUUCUCCGCAAUUAGCACGCUGGAAUGUGGCAUCCAUGACCAAGAGCUGUAGCGAACUCUUUGGAGAGCCAGCAAAGCUGCUGCCAAACCAUCGCAAGGCUUUGCAUUUCGCCUGUACUUCCUUGGACGCGGCGCUGCGCGACGACGCGGCCUUGUACACCGAGUCCACGUUUGCGGUGCAUCGUGUUGGCAAUGUAGCUGGUGCAGAGAGGUCGGCAAUGAAACGGAGUACGCCGCUGAGGGAUUUCGGCAGUGCCAGCCGUGUGCUGCACAGCCGCAGAACUGACUUUGAGGAACUGCUCACAGGACGCUCCAGGAGCAGCCGCACUCUGGACAAUCGCUUGGACAAAGUGACGCAUGGGAAGAAGCGAAAGGGCCAUCCUCUUCAUGACUUUCGGGAAAAGCUCCUCAAGAAAUGGCCCACCAUUCAGGACGCUUUCUCCGCCAUCGACAGCUAUUUGUCGAAGGUGACAAAGCCAAUGAACUUGCAGGAGUGGGCCACUACGCUCUCCAAUCUAGGCCUUGCAAGCCAAGCGGAUGGUCGGGUGAUCUACGAACUCCUGGAUGAGAACAAGGAUGGUGAUUUGACCCUUGAAGAGUUUCAUUGGGGUAUCGAAACUGUGGCCCCGGUCCUUUGCAUGGAGACGCUUCGGAAGCGGCUGCUGUGCCUUGGUUUUCCAUCAAUGACAAUGGCACUGUCGGCCAUGCACGGGCCUGGCCAGGACCUGACCAUGUUGCCACUGUCCUUAGAACGGUUCGCCGAGUGCCUGUGCAGGGCUUGGAUCAUUCAGCCCGAGGAACACAAGGCUAUCUUCGAGGCUAUUAGAAAUCCGAAUGAGCCCUCCAACACAGUGACACUAAGCGAGCUUUUGUGCGGCCUGGCAGGGGUCAGCCCACCCUUGGUCUUGGAGGAUCUGGCCACGGCCUUGCGGCCUCGCGGACGACUUGCUGCCUUGAAGGACGCACUUGGUGUUUCGGACGAGCAGGAGGAGGUGAGUGCAGAACACUGGCGCAGGACUCUUGGGAAACUGUUUCAUUUUAAUGAUGUUGAGACCAGCAAGCUGCUUCCCAUGAUGGAUGUGGAUGGAAUCGAUGGCAUCUCCAUGGAGGAGCUGCAAAGUGUUUUAGUAUUUGCUGAGCCCUCCAUGUUUGUCGAGGGAUCGCGGAAGAAGGUGCAACAAGGCUAUCGGAGCAUUGAGAGUGCGCUUCAGAACAUCAUCAAUGAGUCUGACCUUCGUGACGACUCCAAGUUCGGCAAGGAGGAGUUGGAGCUUCUCUUGGAGUCCGUGGAGGGAGUGGAGAUGUGGGAGAUGGCGCCUGUGGUGUCGUUUGUGAGUGGUAGUUCUGGGAUUGGAGUCUCAAUCAGUGGCUUUCUUAAGGGAUUGCGCCUCUUUGCCCCCUGCUGUGUGCUGGAGGCUUUGAGGAUGCAGCUAAUAACGAAGGGCAUGUCUGCCUUCAAGCAGGUGCCAAACCACCGGAUGCCUUUGGAUCGUGAAGCAUUUGCUGCAAGCCUGAAGCAGGCUGAAAUCAAGCUCUCCGAAGAAGAGACUUUGGCCAUCUUUGAUCUGCUGGAUGUUAGGUCUUCAGAUGUGGUCACGAUCAGUGAACUCGUUGCCCUACUACAGUGUUCAAGACCCAAAGGUCGGCCUUGGCGGGCUCCCACAGAGCUUAAACAACAGGUGGCCUUCAACGUGCAUCAGGACAUUGCACCCAUUCAGAGUGGCCUGCAAGAACUGAAGCAGGGAAUCCGGGUGGCGCUGAAGGAGGCUAAAGAAGUUGAACUGGAAGCGCAGGGCUUGAGAUUCACAAAGAUCGGAAGGUGCUUUGCAGCUUUACCUUUCGCUCAUUUCCUGGACUUACCUGGCAGCCUUUGCUUCAUAGCAACGGUUCUCGCCUGUGCCUGUGGCCUCUGGAACUACAGCAGGAACAUCUACAAAUACUGGGCCUAUGAGGGCCAAAGUUCCUAUAGCGACCUGGCAGCGAGUGAUCGUGCCACCUCCUUCUUAGAUGCCGGGAAGCUGGCAUUUCGUGAUGAUGUCAUCGUGGACUUUGAACAUGCAACCGGAUAUCGAGAAGGCACAGAGCUGCUGUGUGUUGCACCUUUGGUGAGCAAGGCGGCGACACAAGGUACGGUGGAGUUUUGGGCCGCCGGACGACGUUGCUGCGAGGAUGGCGACUUCAACUGUGGUGAUGCGAAGCGAGGUGCCAAAGCUGGCCUCGUCUUCUUGGAGGACGCGCUGUUCUCCGACAAUGGAGUGGAGCUUUUCAGAGCAGCAGCAAAGGCUGCAGAGGCACAACAUGGGCUGCGGGGAUCUGACGAUGCCCUCUUCGUCUUUCUCACAGCUUCGCCGAGCCAGGUGCAGCAUCACUAUUGGUCACAUGGUGUGAUGUUCAUGGUGUGUGCGUCUUUGGUCUACUUCCCAGUGUGUGUCCUCCUCGGAUUUGCUCUUCACUGCUUGCCUCGCUCCAAAAUGAAGCUUGAGAUGAGAAGGUACUAG